Messenger RNA from Neopelma chrysocephalum (saffron-crested tyrant-manakin), 1722 nucleotides. It is a transcript of the gene PACC1, whose product is annotated as transmembrane protein 206. The transcript has 8 exons. Lineage: Eukaryota; Metazoa; Chordata; Aves; Passeriformes; Pipridae. The coding region runs from base 219 to 1178 and encodes 319 amino acids. Gene Ontology annotation, cellular component: cell surface. The record is from RefSeq and is a predicted model, not a curated record.
CGGCCCCGUGCGGUGCCGCCGGGUGCCGCCCGGCCCCCGCGGCGGCCGCUCCCGCCGAUGCCAUGCUAAAGACAGAGGUGUCCGCAUCCUACCAGGAGAAAUUCCAGCAAUUGCAAGUUGAGAGCAUGUUUGGAAAUUGAACCACUCUUUUAACUACACAGCUGAGUGAAGAUGUGGAGCGAGUAUCUGAAAACCCAACAGAUGAGAGAGAAGGAGAGAUGGAAGUUCAUGAAGAUGCCAGCUCUGUUAUUUUACCAGAUGGUGAACUGGGUACCACUACCCCUUCUUUGCGUUUCAGCAAGACCUGCUUAAAGAAUGUUUUUUCAGUAAUUCUCCUCUUUAUGUAUCUGCUGCUCAUGGCUGUAGCUGUGUUCCUUGUCUACCAAACCAUCAGUGACUUCAGGGAGAAGCUCAAGCACCCAGUGAUGUCUGUCACUUACAAGGAAGUGUCCUUGUAUGAUGCGCCUGGUAUUGCCUUUUACCCAGGGAAGGCUCGGCUGCUUAGCUGCAAACAUCAUUACUACGAUCACAUUCCUCCUCUGAUAAAUCCAGGUCAGCCAGGACACAUUGAAUGCACCACUCAGAGAAUCAACUACACAGAUCCUUUCACUAAUCAAACUAUGAAGUAUGCUUUGGUUGUUCAAGGCCCUCGUGAUGUGAAGAAAAAGGAACUGGUGUUUUUGCAGUUUCAUUUAAAUGAAACAGACCAAGAUUUUAGUGCCAUUGACUACCUUCUGUUUUCUUCUUUCCAGGAGUUUGUCAACAGUGCAGAAAAAGAAAAAUUCAUGAAGGACUGUGAAAGUUCAUACUCCAGCUGGAAGUUUUCUGGAGGCUUUCGAACUUGGGUCAAGAUGUCCUUGGUCAAAACAAAAGAAGAAGAUGGUAGUGAGACUGUUGAAUUCAAACAAGAGACUAGCGUGGUUAACUAUAUUGACCAGAGAACUAAACCAGGAAGUGACCAGCUGUUUUUUGUGGUAUUUGAGUGGAAAGAUCCUUUCAUACAGACUGUUCAGGAUAUUAUCACAGCAAAUCCCUGGAACAUGAUUGCUCUUCUUUGUGGUAUCUUUUUGGCUCUGUUUAAGGCCGCAGACUUUGCUAAGUUAAGUGUUAAGUGGAUGAUCAAAAUCCGAAAACGACAUCUGAAGAGGAGUCGUCAAGUAAUGAACCAUAUAAGCUGAGACUAAGGCUGCUUUUUAACUGUUCAUAGCAGAAGGGAUAAAAAAUAACUGGAAUAAACUUCAAUCAGCAAUUAAAGCUGAAAACCAGGUAUGUUUUCUGCCAGAAAGAUGAUGGCUGGAGGAACAGCCGAGUGAACCAGCCUUUGAACUUCAGAAAGGAGCUAACUCUAGGACAGGUCUAACAAACUCAUGCUUUUCUAUUCCCAAUUUAACAAGUUUACCUCAAUGUAUGGGGAAGCCAGGGGGAAAGAAGAGAAGUCACCAAUGUUCAGAAAUUCAACACUGUAGUAAAUGGUAAAAAGUGGACAGAGUUUCAGCACUUCUCAAACAGACCAUUUAACUUCUGCAUGAGCUGUGAGCUGCACCUGCUACCACAGCACAGUCACUGCCCUGACUGUGCUUAGAAGAAGGUAAAGUACUCUAAAAACAGCCUGGCCUCCCUUCUCCAAAGUAUGUUUUAAAACAAAACACACUGGAAUUCUAUUACAUGUCAUUUUUGAUUUAAAGUAUAGUGACUUUAAUAUUAAAAAAAUAUUUCCAAUAA